AUGGCGGCGCACCGGCAGGAGCUGGAGCUAUUCCCCGGGUGCGGCGUGGCCCUGGCCCUCUUCCGACACGUCCGCAACGCGGCGGCGCUCCGGGGCGCGGCCCUGCAGGGCUCGGUGGCGGCCGCGCUGCUCAGCCCGGCCCUGAUUGUUGAUCCAUUUCAGAUACUUGUGGCAGCAAAUAAAGCAGUUCACCUCCACAGGAUUGGUAAAAUGAAGACCAGAAGUCUUUAUGCAGAAAUUAUUUUCAACCUCUCCCCAAACAACAAUAUUUCAGAUGCACUGAAAAAAUUUGGUAUUUCGGACAGUGAAACUGAAGUACUCAUUGUUGUGAUUGAAGACAAAGAAAAAUCUAUAAAUCUGGAAGAUAUUAUAUCUCAAGUAGAAGGCGAGCAGGUUUCUUUAGCAGAACUCACCAAAAUAACAGAUAUAGCAAAAGUUAAAAAGAUGUACAAGCUUACUCCACAGGAAGAAAAAAUUGGUACAUUACUGGAUGGUAUCAUUUGCAGAAUGGCAACAAAAGAUAUUUCAUGAAUAUGUACCAAUAAAUAUUGCAACAAAAUCACA
This is a messenger RNA of Alligator mississippiensis (American alligator), 564 nucleotides long. It is a transcript of the gene TPRKB, whose product is annotated as TP53RK binding protein. Gene Ontology annotation, biological process: tRNA threonylcarbamoyladenosine modification; telomere maintenance via recombination. Gene Ontology annotation, cellular component: nucleus; cytosol; EKC/KEOPS complex. The coding region runs from base 1 to 531 and encodes 176 amino acids. The record is from RefSeq and is a predicted model, not a curated record. The transcript is spliced from 4 exons. Lineage: Eukaryota; Metazoa; Chordata; Crocodylia; Alligatoridae.